Messenger RNA from Geodia barretti, 1543 nucleotides. NCBI's taxonomy places the organism in Eukaryota, Metazoa, Porifera, Demospongiae, Tetractinellida, Geodiidae. The record is from the annotation of a GenBank genome assembly.
CCCCCCAUCUCUCACAGCCGCUUCGCUUUCCGUCGCGCCUCGCCCCCCAAGGUAUAAACUGAAAGAGGGCGCUGCUGCAGGUUCCGUGCAGUUUCGAUUCGCCUACAUAUGGCGGACGGAGAGGAAGUGGCAAGCAGCCCAGAAAAUGGCGGGGGAGAGACCGAAACUUCACUCGUUACUGAAGCCGACCUUGGAAGGAGGGUGGUUUUCUUCUCCAGUCAAGACAGACGAGAGAAGUAUGGCACGUUGCGGUAUUACGGUCGCCCGGAGUUUGCGUCCGGGGUGUGGGGUGGGGUUGAACUGGACAGACCUGAGGGUAAGAACAAUGGAUCCAAGCAUGGAAUACGGUACUUUAAUUGUGAGCCAUGCUAUGGUGUAUUUGUGCCUGUGGAGAGAGUUCAGCGAGAUAGCUCCCGCCGCUCUCGGUCCAGGCCUAGCAGUAGGCCUAGUAGCAGACCCAACAGUCGACCGUCGUCAGCUGACCGAGGCAGAAAAGGUGUUGACGCCAACGAGGGAUUCCGGGUAAAGCCUGCUGUUGUGCAGCAAGAGCUGGCUCGUCUGGUGAAGCAUGUACCUGUCCCGGAUCAUGUCCCUAGAAGAAAGACGGGAGCCAAUUCAGCCACAGCUUCUCGACAGCCAAUGAAGGCAUUUGCUCGGACCAAAGAUGAUGCUACCGUUGGUGGUAAAUUGUCGUCAGUUGUGCCACACACUAGGGUACCUCAGAGGCCCAUGCAGAGAGCAGCUAGUUCAGAGAAUCUAAGAGGAGUCAAGGAGAGCAGCAGCAAACCUGUAAAAAAGAGCUCAUCAGAGCAAAAUCUGAAGGGUGGAAAGACACUUCCACGUUCACUGAAGCCCUCAAGGAGACAGUCUCGGCCACAGAGUGUCUCUGGCUCUGGGACCAACGGGCAGCAGGGAGGUCUUGAUGGAGUUGUGCUGUCUAGCAGUAGUAGCAGCAGCAGCCCCGACGGAAACCCACCUGCCAACAUUGGCUUUGUAACCUCAUCGAUUGGGUAUCAACCAAUCUCGGGUUUGAGUACACAUGCCAGUCAGUUUGCUGAGCAGGAAAGGCACUCAUCUGGGAUGUGUGGUGUUCCUUUACCAAACGGUGGGCAGAGCAAGGGAAAACUAGGGCCCAACAUUGGUACCGUUUCCCACCCACUGUCACAUGUAGCAGGCCUGAAGACUGACGUGACCUUACAGACGAUCAUGCCACUCUUGGAGGAAUUGCUGGACCAGAAUCAAAAGCUGAUGCACAGACAGGAAGAGCUGGAGCAAAAACUGGAAGCCAGUGGCCAGCAGUGGUAUGCUGAAUUGAAGGCUGAAAUUUCUGCGCUACAGAUGUCACUCGGGGAAAUGAAGGAAUCAUACCAACGUUAGUCAGUUGAACUUGAAGAAUGUUUACCUGUUUUCCCUAAAAUAGCUGGCAGUUGCAGAACAUGAGCGAAAGGCGAAAGCCAUGUUAGUUAAUUGCUAUUGUGCUCAUUCAAUAUCACAGGACCUACUUUUCGGUGCAUGUAUUAUAUCUCCAUUUCCAGUCAAUUUG